Molecule: messenger RNA, 12714 nt
Organism: Cyphomyrmex costatus
Lineage: Eukaryota; Metazoa; Arthropoda; Insecta; Hymenoptera; Formicidae
Gene: kst
Product: spectrin beta chain, non-erythrocytic 5 kst
Exons: 28
Coding region: 1-12552 (4183 amino acids)
Molecular function (GO): phospholipid binding; protein binding
Source: RefSeq, a predicted model, not a curated record
AUGACUCAAAGGGAAGACGUUCUCAAGUUCGAGCAGGGCCGCAUUAAGGCCCUGCAAGAAGAACGUCUUCACAUCCAGAAGAAGACGUUCACGAAAUGGAUCAAUUCGUUUCUGCUGAAGGCGCGUAUGGAGGUGGACGAUCUAUUCACCGAUCUGGCAGAUGGCAAGAAACUACUCAAACUAUUGGAGAUCAUCUCCGGCGAGCGAUUGGCCAAGCCCAACAACGGGCGCAUGCGAGUUCACAAAAUCGAGAACGUGAACAAGUCCCUGGCGUUCCUCCAUACCAAGGUUCGCCUUGAGAGUAUUGGUGCAGAAGAUAUCGUGGAUGGUAAUCCUAGAUUGAUUCUCGGUCUUAUCUGGACCAUAAUUUUGAGGUUCCAAAUCCAAGAGAUCGAAAUCGAUGUAGAUGAAGAAAACGAAACCAGUGAGAAGAAAUCUGCCAAAGAUGCUCUGCUACUCUGGUGCCAGAGAAAGACAAAUGGCUAUCCCGGCGUUAACAUCCAGGAUUUUACCGGCUCGUGGAGGAAUGGACUCGGUUUCAACGCUCUCAUACACGCUCACAGACCGGACUUGGUCAAUUGGUCGGAAUUACAACAAAAUAAGAACAUCGAUAAUCUCAAUUAUGCCUUUGACGUUGCUAAUUCGGAACUCGGCAUUCCACGGCUAUUGGAUGCAGAGGAUGUGGAUACAGCCAGGCCAGACGAGAAAUCCAUUAUCACCUAUGUUGCGUCUUAUUAUCACACAUUCGCCAGGAUGAAGAACGAAAUAAAAAGCGGCAAAAGAAUAGCAAAUAUUGUUGGCCAAAUGAUGGACGCCGACAAGAUGAAAAUUCAUUAUGAAAAGUUAACAACUGAUCUAUUGGAAUGGAUCAAGAUGAAAAUCGAGGUUUUGGAGAAUCGCAGCUUUCCAAACUCACUUGAAGGUAUUCAACGGGAACUAUUAGCCUUCAAGCAAUACCGAACAGUGGAGAAACCGCCGAAGUACAAGGAACGGUCUGAGAUAGAAGCAUUAUAUUUUCAUAUAAACACCCGAUUAAAGUCUCUGAAUCAGCCAGCAUUCACCCCACAGGAGGGUCAGCUGAUCCACGAUAUCGAGAGAAAUUGGGUAGAGCUGGAGAGAGCGGAGCAUCGUCGUGAAGUCGCCCUGAGGACUGAGUUGUUGCGACAAGAGAGACUCGAGCAAUUAAAUUACAAGUUUGAAAGAAAAAGUGUACUCAGAGAAGGUUAUUUGAAAGAAAUGAUUCAAGUUCUGACGGAUCCUCGAUAUGGCAGCAAUCUAGCACAAGUAGAUGCCACAGUGAAAAAGCACGAGGCCAUCAGCGCUGACAUUUUGGCACGCGAGGAGCGCUUCCACGACUUAACAAAUAUGUCCGAAGAAUUGGUGCGGGAAAAUUAUCACGGUUUAGAGAGAGUACGCAGCAGAGAGCAAGAGGUGUUGCAGAGAUGGAAAGAAUUGCUGGCUCUGCUAGACAAUCAUAAAUCCAAUCUGGUCGCGCUCAGCUCGCUAAUGACCUUAAUGAGAGAAAUUGAUACAACGUUAGCUUCCAUCCAGGAGCUCCAGUUGAAUUUCCAGAGCACUGACGUGGGUCCGCACUUACUCGGAGUUGAGGAUCUGCUGCAAAAACACAGCUUACAGGAACUGCAGGUGACAGCUCUAGGUGAGAGCCAAAGACGACUCGGUAGACAAGCCGCUCAACACUUGGCACAGCCACAGAACAAGGAGGCACCAUUGUUGCAACAGAAGCUGGAAUUACUAAAUCGCGCCUAUGACGAACUUGUGGAAAAUAGCAAGGAGCGUAAAGCUCGUCUAGAAGAUGCCAGGAAUUUCUUCCACUUUCUUCAGGAUCACGAGGACGAAGAGUCGUGGCUGGUAGAAAAACAGCGAAUAUGUAAGGCUGGCAUUUCCGCGAAGGACUUACGAGCCGUAAUAUCGCUGCAGCAGAAACAUAAAGCCUUGCAGGAUGAAACGAAAGUGCGCAGGCCUAAAUCCGAGCAACUUUGCGAUGCUGGUAGAAAACUGAUAGCCGACAAUCAUCCAUCGGCAUUGGAGAUACAGAAUCGAAUAGAUUCGUUGCAGGAACACUGGAGGGUCUUGGAGGAACUAGCGGCAUUGCGAAAGAAACAGCUGGACGACGCGGCCGAAGCGUUCCAAUUUUACGCCGAUGCAAAUGAGGCGGAUUCUUGGAUGAAUGAAAAAAUGGCUCUAGUAGCCUCGGAAGAUUAUGGAGUGGACGAACCAAGUGCUCAAGCCUUAUUGCAAAGGCAUAAAGAUUUGGAAGGUGAGCUAAACGCCUACAAAGGUGAUGUACAAUCUUUGAACACACAAGCGGAGAAACUCAUUAAAUCUGGCAUUUCCACCCUGGAGUUAUCUGCCGAUCCAGAACCAGUUGCCGAACUUGAACAGGAAGAAUGGAGUAAGGAGAUCAGAUUGAUGCCACAAGACGAAUGGGUGGACGAAGUAAUCGAACGACUCGAGCCGCGAACUAUUAAUGAGGAUAGAUUGGUACCACAAGUGAAGAGUUUAUAUCCAUUUAACGGUCAAGGCAUGCAUAUGGUGAAGGGUGAAGUCAUGUUCCUGUUGAACAAGACAAAUCCCGACUGGUGGAGCGUUAGGAAAGUUGACGGUACGGAUGGAUUUGUGCCGGCUAAUUACGUACGUGAGAUCGAGCCAAAAGUCGUGCAAGUACAAGUACGUAGACCUGAAAAGAUCAAAGUGACACAGCGCGUGAAGAAGACGAAAAUGGUGAAACAGGUGGUACCUGUUCGGCGAUUAAAAUCCAUUAAGUCCACCGUGAAGCCGAUUAAGCGAAAAGCGGUAAGCGACGGUGACAGUGUGGAAAAGCGACAGAAAAAAAUCAAUGAGACUUACAGCGAGUUACAGGAUCUCGCUGUAAAACGUCACGCGUUGCUGGAGGACGCUAUCAGGCUUUAUGGAUUUUACCGGGAAUGCGACGACUUUGAAAAGUGGAUUAAAGACAAGGAGAAGAUGUUAAGAGUCGAUGAUCCUCGCGACAAUGUCGAGUCGGCAAGGAGAAAGUAUGAGAAAUUUUUAACGGAUCUGUCGGCUUCCGGGAAACGAGUGGAGGCAAUAGACACAGCGGUAGAUGAAUUUGUUCGCCAAGGCCACAGUCAGCUAGAUAAAGUCAAGGCCAGGCAGAGGCACAUUCAUCAGCUAUGGGAUCAUCUAAACUGGCUGAAAACACAGAAAGAAAAGAGCUUGGAGGGCGCGUCCAGCGUUGAGUUAUUCAACAGAACCUGUGACGAAGCUCACGAUUGGAUGCUGGAGAAAAUCACCCAGCUAGAUACGGCCGAGUUGGGACCCGACUUGAAGACUGUGCAGGCUCUGCAAAGGAGACAUCAGCAUUUGGAACGAGAAUUGGCUCCAGUUGAAGAAAAAGUACGGAAAGUAAAUUUAUUAGGCAACAGCGUCAAAAGUUCAUAUCCACACGAAUGUAAUAAUGUCAAUGUGAGACAAAACGAGAUUAAAGAUUUGUGGAACAAAGUCCAAACAAAGGCCAAGGAACGACGAUCUCGUUUAGAAGACGCGGUCGGUCAACAGAUAUUCAUAAACAGUUCAAAGAAUUUAAUCAACUGGGCUACAGAUACGCAAGAAAUAAUGAAGGCCGAAGAACCAGUAAGAGAUGUUGCUACUGCCGAGCAGCUUAAGAAACAACACAUGGAACUUGGAGAAGACAUACGAACCAAAGAAGACGAAUUCCGCGAGGUUGAAGAUCUCGGUAGAGAGCUAUUACGUCGUAACCCGACAUUGACGGAUGUACGCGAACGUCUAGAAAAGCUAAAUGGAUUAUAUCCAACGGUAACAACCAAUUGGAUAGCAAAAGAAGAAUGGCUACGACAGUGUCUAGAAUUACAACAAUUUAAUCGAGAAGCCGAUCAGAUCGAAGCUACUACCAGUUCUCACGAAGCUUUCCUUGAAUUCACGGACUUGGGCGAAUCUUUGGAUGAUGUCGAGGCUCUAUUGAAACAACAUGAAAAAUUCGAGAACACCCUUCACGCGCAAGAUGACAGGUUAAAGGCAUUUAGUGACACCGCAGACAAAUUAAUCGCCCAAAAUCAUUAUGACAAAGAUCACAUUAACGAAAGAAGAAAUCAAGUACUAGCUCGUCGUAUGGCAGUGAAGGACGCUGCUCAACGUCGAAGAGCAGCCUUAAAAGCAUCGGAGCAUUAUCAACAAUUCUCAGCCGAAGUGGAUGACUUGCGCGAUUGGUUGGGUGACAAAAUGAAGACCGCGGCCGAUGAAAGCUAUCGCGAUUUAAAUAAUCUUGAGCGUAAACUACAAAAGCACGAAGCUUUCGAACGAGAAUUACGCGCCAACGAGGGACAGUUAAGAGCAGUUAACAAAGCGGGCAAGGCGCUCAUAUCAGAAGAAAAUUACCGAUCAGACGAUGUAGGAAAAAUUUUGAAAGACUUAAAUGAUCAAUGGGACCAACUAGUAGCGCUGUCGUUGGAAAAAGGUCGUAGAUUGCGACAAGCGGCCUCACAACACGGAUAUAAUCGCACUAUGGAAGAUGCUAGAUUGAAACUAGAGGAGAUAGAGACUUGUUUGCAAAGUAAGCAAGUGGGUAUGGAUCUCCGCAGUUGCAAGGAAUUAUUAAAGAAACAUCAAACUCUCGAAAGCGAUAUGUGUCAAUGGGAGCAGAAGGUAGACGAUCUGGUGGCCAUGGGUCAGGAAAUGGCACACGAAGGUCAUUUUGAUGCGGCAAAUAUUCUGAAGACCAGUCAAGCGACCCAGAGAAAAUUCCGUAGCCUGAAAGAACCAGCUAAACGACGUCGAGAAGCAUUGGAGGAGAGUUUACGCUUCCAUAAAUUUGGCUUUGAAUUGGACGCAGAAUUGCAGUGGAUCAAGGACCAUUUGCCUCAAGCAUCCUCGACGACGCUCGGACAGAACCUGCAUCAAGCCCAGACUUUGCACAAGAAACAUAAGAAGCUAGAGGCGGAAAUUGCUGGUCAUCAGCCUAUGAUAGAUAAGACUUUAGCUUCUGGACAGACACUCAUCGAUCAAGCUCAUCCGGAGAAGAAAAAGAUUCAAGAACUGUGCGAUGUUCUGGAUGAUGCAUGGAGAGACUUACAAGACAAAGCAGGAGAGCGCAGCAGAGCAUUGGACUUGUCCUUAAGAGCACAAGAAUUCUUUUUUGAAGCUGGCGAAGUCGAAAGCUGGCUUAAUGAGAAAAACGAUGUGCUGAGUUCUACCGAUUAUGGCAGGGAUCGCGAUGCUGCCACGAAAUUAUUGACAAAACAUAAGGCUGUUGAGUUGGAAUUAGACACAUACAAUGGCAUCGUGACAGAAAUGGGACACACUGCAUCUACAAUGAUCAAUUCAAAGCAUCCCGAUAGUAAAGCGAUAGCCAACAAGCAACAAGCGAUUGUUCAACAAAUGCGUGCUUUACAGCGAUUGGCUACCGUAAGACAGCAACGUUUAAUGGAGAGCAUGUAUCGCCAUGAAUAUUUCCUAGAGAGCAGAGAAUUGGAGCAAUGGAUUAAAGAACAAGAACAAGCAGCUGCAUCGGAGGACUACGGACAAGAUUAUGAACAUCUGCUGCUAUUGCAAGCGAAAUUCAAUGAUUUCAAGCAUCGAAUAGAGGCUGGCUCUGAGAGAUUUAAUCAGUGUGAAGAAUUAGCCAGAAAACUAAUCGCGAAUGAAAGUCCUUAUAUCCAGGAUAUCGAAAAACGCCAGGAACAAUUAGGAGAAUCAUGGCAACAUCUAUUGGGCCUCAUCCGAAAUCGUGAGCAACGAUUGCAAGCGGCAGGCGAAAUUCAUCGAUUCCAUCGCGAUGUGGCGGAAGCGCUAUCACGAAUACAAGAGAAAGAGGCUGCUUUGCCAGAAGAUCUUGGUCGCGAUUUAAAUUCCGUUUUAGCUUUAAUUAGACGACAUGAAGGAUUCGAGAAUGAUUUGGUCGCCUUGGAGGCUCAGCUGCAGGUGUUAGUAGAGGAUGCGUCUAGAUUACAAGUACAUUAUCCGGGCAACAACGCAGUGCACAUUGAUCAGCAGCAACAAAUCGUUGUUGCUCAUUGGGAAGAAUUGAAAGAAAGAUCCGCUCAUCGAAGGGAUCAAUUGCAGGCUAGCUGCGACUUGCAACGAUUCCUCACUCAAGUAAGAGACUUGAUGAACUGGGCAGCUGGAUUGCGUGCUACAAUGUCGACAGAGGAAAAGGUUCGAGACGCGGCCAGCGCGCAAAUCUUGAAAGCAGAGCACGAGGCUUUGAAAGGAGAAAUUGAAGCACGAGAGGACAGCUUCAGCUCGGUGCUCGAUUUAGGCGAAGCUAUGGUGCAAACUGGUCACUACGCCGCUAUGGAGGUCGAGGAAAAAUGUAAUCAACUGUUGGAUGAACGACAGAGAUUACACACCGCUUGGCAGCAAAAGAAAGUGCAUUUAGAUCAAUUGAUUGAUUUGCAUUUCUUCCUCCGAGACGCCAAACAGCUUGACACCUUGUCUAGCACUCAGGAAGCUGCACUAAGCGGCGACAACUUCGGAGUCUCAGUCGAAGAAGUUGAUGCGCAAAUGAAAAAACAUAACGAAUUUGAAAAGCUGUUGGUCACCCAUGAAGAGAAGCUGACUGCGCUGCAAGAGCAUGGAAACAAACUUCUGGAGCAGAGUCAUUUUGAUUCACCGACGAUCGCUCAACGACUAAAUGAGGUCGUUCAAAGACGCGCAAGAAUUCGUGAUCUGUGCGAUGCGCGAAGGAAAAGGUUGGAAGCCAGCCUGCUGCAUGUACAGUUUGUCAGAGAUGUUGGUGAAGCCGAAUCUUGGAUAGGCGAAAAGCAGAAGAAGUUGGAGGCAGAAGCGUCUAAAGGUGAAGUGUCCAGUUUGGAGGACAAAAUCAAAAAGUUACAGAAACAUCAGGCAUUCCAAGCAGAGCUGGCAGCAAAUCAAAGUAGAAUCGAAGAAAUUAGAGCAAAAGGAGAGACUUUGUUAACACGAAAACAUCCAGCGAGCGCGGAAAUUCGUCAGCAAUUAGAUCAUUUACAUACAUCCUGGCGAAAAUUGUUAUUGGAAUCUGGAAAUCGAGGCAGAGGUUUAGAAGAGGCUCAAGAUAUUUUGGAAUUCAACAAUCAGGUGGAGAAGAUCGAGGCUUGGAUCAGAGAUAAAGAAAUGAUGGUUCAGGCUGGUGAUACCGGGAAGGAUUAUGAGCACUGCUUAAGCCUCCAGAGGAAACUCGAUGAUGUAGACAGUGAUAUGCGAGUGGAUGAUUCUAGAAUAAAAUCGAUCAAUGCUUUGGCGGAUAAACUUAUAAAACAGGGUCGUGAUAAUGAAUCAAAAGCAAUUCAACAACGGCGGGAUAACUUUAAUAAUAAGUGGAAAGGUUUACAAGGUGCACUAAGCACGUAUCGUGAAAUGUUAGCUGGUGCAUUAGAAAUUCAUUUAUUUAAUCGAGAUAUUGACGACACAAACCAAAGAGUUAUUGAGAAAUCAGUGGCCAUGAAUACGAGUGAUACAGGAAAAGAUUUACCUGCUGUUGAACAGUUGCAAAGAAAACAAGAGGCUAUGGAGCGAGACAUGACAGCAAUAGAAGGCAAACUGAAGGAACAUAAGACAGAGGCGCGAAACUUGUCGCAUAAAUACCCAGACAAGGCAUCCGAAAUAAACGGGAUAUUAUCGGAACUUCAAUCUAACUGGGAUGAUCUGCAACGUGUGACUCGACAACGACGGGACGCUUUGAAUCAAGCCUAUACAUUACACAAAUUCCAAGCUGAUUUGCAUGAAUUGGAUAUUUGGGUGGCAGAUACUAUCAAACGCAUGGAUGAAUCUGAACCACCGACCACCAUAUCCGAAGCCCAAGCUGUACUAGAACUACAUCAAGAAAGGAAGGCAGAGAUUGAUGGUAGACAAGAUAUAUUUAAAGGCUUAAAGGAUCACGGCCAUAAACUCCUCUCAAUCAAUCAUGAUGUCAAGGAUAAUCUUGAACAUUUGGAAGAACUCAGGCAAACCUUGGGAAAUGCUUGGGACAAUCGCAGACAAAAAUUAACGCAAGCGCAUCAACUGCAAUUAUUCAAAGAACAAGCCGAUCAAGCUGACAGUUGGCUGGCGACAAAAGAGGCAUUUCUCAACAACGACGAUCUUGGUGAAUCAUUAUCGGGCGUCGAGACGCUAUUACGGAAACACGAAGAAUUCGAAAAGAUGUUAGCAUCUCAAUUAGGACGUAUUGAAGAGCUCGAGAAAUUCGCAAAUGAAAUCCUAUCGCGUGAACACGCAGAUGCAGGUAUAAUAAAGCAGCGACUCGCUUCGGUUUGUACUAGAAGGGACAAAUUGAAAAACAGUGCAACAGCUAGAAGAAAGAAACUUUUGGAGAGUCAUCACUUGCACCAGUUUCUCAGGAACAUAUAUGAGGUGGACGGUUGGCUGCAUCAGAAGCAACAGGUGGCGGGCGACGAAAAUUAUAGAGAUUCUUCGAAUUUGCAGAGCAAGAUACAGAAACACGCUGCAUUCGAGAGCGAGUUGAUGGCAAAUAAAGGGAGAGUUGCAGCAGUCGUCAAUGAAGGCGAAGCGCUUAUCGAAGAAAAUCACUACGCUUCGAAGGAUAUACAAGAACGUUUGGACGAAUUAGAGGCAGAAUGGCGUCUUCUACAAGAGACUAGCGAGCUAAAGAAGAACCGAUUGAAUGAUGCGUAUCAAGCUUUGCUAUUCGGCCGCAGUUUGGACGAAUUUGAGACAUGGAUGGACGAAGUGGAAACCCAAUUGCAAUCAGAGGAUCAUGGCAAAGAUUUAUCGAGCGUAGCGAACUUGCUGAAACGCCAUACUAAUUUGGAGAACGAUGUGCUCGGUCACAAUGAGGCGUGUGAAUCUAUCAAAGACACCGCCGCCAGCUUCCAGAAAUCAAAUCAUUUCUUGAGUGAUGAAAUUCAAAAAAGAGCAUUAGUUACGAUCAACAGAUAUCACAGUCUUCAGGAGCCAAUGCAGAUACGUAGAGAUAAUUUAGAAGACGCGAAAUUACUACAUCAAUUCGCGAGAGAUGUCGAAGACGAAUUGCACUGGCUAUCGGAGAAGGAACCAUUAGCUGCGAGCAACGAUCUCGGUAGCUCUUUGACGACUGUACAACGAUUACAAAAGAAACACCAUGCUUUGGAAGCGGAACUAUUAUCCAGAGAGCCUGUAGUAUCUUCAUUGGUUAGCAGAGCGACUGUAAUGAUUAGAAGUGGACACUUUGCAGCGGAUAAGAUUGAAAAGUUGACUAAAAAGUUGCAAGAGGAACUAUCGCACCUUAGAGAUUUAGCAAGUGUCAGAAAGUUGAGAUUACUCGACGCUGUAGAAUCACAAAUGUUUUAUGCCGAAGCCGCAGAAGCUGAGCAAUGGAUUAGAGAGAAACAUCCACAACUUACUUCAUCUGAUCAUGGCAAGGAUGAAGAUUCUGUGCAGUCUCUGCUGAAGAAGCUAGAAGGCAUUGAGCGUGACUUGUCCGGUUUUGAAAAUACGGUCGAUAAUCUGAAGAAACUUUCUCGUGGUCUAGUCGAACGUCAUCAUUUUGAUAGCAAGAAUAUCGCGCAAAAACAAGCGGAUAUUGAAUUUAAAUUCAAAGAAUUGCAAAAAUUGAAAGAAUAUCGACUGCAGAGAUUAUCGGAAAGCGAAAAGUUUUAUAAAUUUGUCAGACAAGCGGAUGAAGUGAUUGAAUGGAUCGGGGACCAAACAACGAUCGCCGCAUCGGAGGACUAUGGAUGUGACGUAGAACACGUGGAACUGCUGAUUCAGAUAUUCGACAAUUUCUUAGCUGGUUUAACGACUAGCGAAGGACGUGUAUCAGCUGUACUUGACGAGGGGCAAAGGUUAAUCGAGCAGGACAAUCCAGAAAAAGGCAAGAUACUUCAUAAAAUUGACGAAACAAAACAACAAUGGGAGGACUUGAAAGAAUUAGCGCACGCUCGACAAGACGCGUUGGCGGGUGCCAAACAGGUUCACAUGUUUGACAGGACAGCUGAUGAAACUAUAUCCUGGAUACAAGAGAAGGAAGCAACUCUCAGCUCGGAUGGUUACUGCCAAGAUUUGGAGACAAUUCAGGCACUGGUAAGGAAGCAUCAAGGAUUUGAGACUGAUCUGGCGGCUGUGAAGGAACAAGUGGAGAGUCUGAUGGAAGAAGCAUCAAGAUUGAUUGAGCUAUUCCCGGAUGCGCGUAUACACAUCAACGUGAAACAUCAGGAGGCGGAAGCGGCCUGGGCCGAAUUGUUGGAACAAGCGGCGCAGAGGCGAAGCAAACUAGCUCAAGCGGAACAGUUGCAGACCUAUUUAGGCGAGUAUAGGGAACUGAUAUCUUGGAUAAACGAGAUGGUGGCCAAAGUGACAGCGCCAGAAUUAGCACGGGAUGUUCCUGGUGCCGAGGCGCUACUUUCCAGGCAUAACGAGUACAAAUCAGAGAUUGACACGCGCGAGGAAACUUUUGAGAAAUUCUAUCGAAUCGGACAGAAGCUAAUCGAGCAGGGACAUUUUUUGGCAAAAGAGAUCGAAGACAAAAUAUCGGUGUUGCAACAACGUCAGCAGAUUCUGAAGGAUACAUGGCAAAAAAGAAGACGCAUUUACGAACAGAAUUUGGACACGCAGUUGUUCAAGAGAGAUGCUGAAACCUUGGAGAAUUGGAUAGUCAAUAGAGAGCCGAUGUUACAAGAUGACAAAUUGGGAGAUAGCAUUUCGCAAGUGGAGGAGUUGAUAAGAAAGCACGAGGACUUUGAGAAAACUAUACAGGCACAGGAGGAGAGAUUCAGCGCACUUAGACGGAUAACGAUGCUGGAGGAUGCCUUUCAAAAGCAGCAAGAGGCGGAAAUGGCCGCGCGCCAAGCGGAGAAAGAGCGUGUCGAACGCGCGAAGAUCGAGGAACGGAAACGUAAAGAGGUGCAAAGGAUAACCGAAGAGCGGAAACGCGAAGAGGAACGUAGGCGGUUAUUAGACAAUUCUCAUCGCGCGCAACACGACGAAAUUAACGGCUCGGUUGACGAACAUGAAUCUGCGAAUAUGUUAUCUCCAUUGAAAGGUGCUAUCGCUUCCGAAACAACAGAACUUGCGACACCUCAAAAGCCAUACGGUCUAUCGCAUAUAUUUAGCGAAAAAUUAAGACGAGCAACUUCGGAUAUUAAGAGGGCCGAAAGUAUGAAAGUAGAUACGAAAAAACCAAAACGAACUCCAAGCUUCACGACCAGACGAAGAACGCAAAGCUUCCGAAAACUGCAACGAAUGGAAAACAUGGACGCCCUGCGACCAGUCGAAAUUCAAGGUCUUCUUGAACGAAAGCAUGAGCUUCAAAGUGCUGGCAAAAAAGCAGCCGUUCGAUCAUGGAAACAGUAUUACACUGUAUUGUGCGGACAACUGCUAUGCUUCUUCAAGGAUACAGAUGAUUUUGCAUUAAGCAAAGCAGCCACUGCCCCGAUAACAAUUUUCAAUGCUAUAUGCGAGAAAGCAGAUGAUUACACGAAGAAGAAAAACGUAUUUCGACUGAAGUGCACGGACGGUUCAGAAUUCUUGUUUUUAGCACCAAGUCAGGACGAAAUGGAAGACUGGGUUAAUAAAAUCUCGUUUCAUGCAAAAUUACCGCCAAGUAUGCAGCUCUUAAGCUACGAUGAGUCUCAAAAGAUGCAGCAAGAAGGUUUGCAGAGGCUGCAAGGUUCAAAGCUCGAACACGUGGAUGACGGAAAUGCGUCGACCGGAAGUAGUCGCGCUUCCACACCGGAAAUGGAGCGCAAGAACUCUGUGAUCAGGCGCGAUCCCACUUCGCCAAAUCAACAUUCACCCAGCUCGGUACAAAUAGAGUUCCUGCAGAUGCACCGGCACAAUCAACAACGGCGUAACGACGCACAAAAUGCUGAAGCGUUCUUGGCGUCACAGAGAUCCGAGCAACCACAGACUCAGACGGAAUUUCUGCAGAUGCAUAGGCAACAACAGUUACUCGCGCAGCAGCAACAGCAUCAAUUGAUGCAGCAAGAGCAACUGGCAGCACAACGAGAUCAAUAUCAACAGAAUUCCGCAAUGCUAGGAACCGAUAAACCGCCUAUACCGCCGCGGGGCGCUCCUCCACCUAUCCCUAUACGUUCCAGUUCGGAAAAUAUGGUGCAAUACAGGCGUAAUGAUAUAGAACACCAUUUACCACAAGGAAGGCCUAAUGUCUAUCAACAACGAAGUGCAACGUUAAAUCACAAUGGUUCUGGCCAGUAUUCAUCGAAUGAGCCACCAGUAUGGCAUCGACAAAACAGUGUAGAUCUUCCUCCGCAACAUCAAGAAUUAGCACCUCCAUUGCCAUCGAGUGCUCCUCCGCCGACUAGAAUGGUUCAAUGGAAUAUACCUCAUGAUUCUGCAUAUGGGAAUGUACCAAACAUUAGACAGGGUGUACAGCAACAAAACAAUGCUUAUACUGGCAGACCGACAUCGUUGCCGCCUUAUGUCGCUCCACCAGCAGCUCCACAAACGUCUCCAAACAUCGCAGUAGUGGACAAUAGAAGAGCGUCAGAGAGUGGAUCAGAAAGUGAGCAAAGCUCGGGUGGCAAAGAUCGGAAAGAUUACAAACGAAGUUCCGUAUUGAGCAAUCUAUUCGGUAGACGCAAAAAACCCUCUCAGACGUAACACAAUCUCCAGGAGUUUUACGAAGCAUUUAUAUAUACCAUCUUUACGGUUGUUUCACGAUAUAUCUAAACGUGAUACAAAAAAAAAUCUUCCUCGUAAAACAAACGACAAAGUUCCUUGAUUAUUUCACCGGAUAUUUAAAUACGUGGCUACGUUCGUUAA